ACGUUUGUAUAUAAGUAUCAAUUCACGAAUGAGAGGCAUCACACAUGACUGCACGAUAAUCAAUAUCACAUACAAAAACGAUGACAGCCGAAGCUGACCAAUCGACAACAUAGAGACAGAAGCGAGGCUAGCACUCGCGACCAAUCACGCGACGCCAAGAACGCAGGAGCCAAUCAGAGCCGAGUGCCCUGGCCUAUAUAAGGAGCGGAGGGCGGGUGAGGAUUCCAGUGAGAUCCAAGACCUCAAAGCAGCAAGUGCCAUGGCGAGCUGGAUGUUGGUGGCCCUGGUGGUGUCCUGUGUGCUGGUGGGCAGCGUCACUCCUCAGAUCACGUUCUCCAGGUCCUGGGUGCCACAGGGGAAGAGGUCCUCCUCCCCUGGUGACAUCCCCGAGCCCCUGGACCCCUGCAGGGACGCCAGAGCGGCCACCCUCACAUCCCUUGCUGGUCACCUCUUGGAUAUGAUGAACGACGUGGCAGCAGCUGACCACCGCCCCUUGCCCGACGACGGCACCACAGCACUCAGGUUCAGGAACGCCAUACUGGGCAGGCGUCGCCGCGUGGCAUAGAGGGGAACCAAAGCACUCUUGUCUCAACGCCUCACGCACUCAGUGAAGAGGUGACUGGUCGCUCAAAACACACCUCUGUCCGCAAGACAGGGAGCAGAGAAAGAGAAAAGGAUUAACUUGGACAUUUGAAAACUGUAAAGAGAAAUACAUAGAUGUGUGUGUGUGCGUGUGUGUGAAGGCAUUAUUGCUCACCUAAUAAUUAAUAUUUUUUUACGAUUUAAUCUUUUUUUAUAUUUAUGACACACACACACACACACACACACACACACACACACAUACACACAUACACACACACACACACACAUACACACACACAUACAAGGUAAAAACUAAAUUUACGAUAAAGCAUCAUACUUAACAUGUUAUAACUUUUGUACUUUGGCAACAAAUGAAGGCCCUGAGGCGAGGCAGAGAGGAGCGAGAGAGUGUCAAGCGAGCAUCCAAUAAAGAGUUCAUCUGUACACACUGUUUGGGUAUCCGUGAUUGUUGUUGUUGUUGUUGUUGUUGUUGUUGUUGUUGGUGGUGGUGGUGGUGGUGGUGGUGGUGUGUGUGUGUGUGUGUGUGUGUGUUCAUGCAGGAGACCCACUGGUGAAGGCCAAUGAAAAAAUGGAAAAGGCUCCUAUGAGUACCAGUUUACAAAGAGAAGGCAAAUGGAAUAACAAAAAAUUGAAGGAUAAGCGUCUUUAAACCUCCCUCUUGAAAGAGUUCAAAUCAUAGGAAGGUGGAAAUACAGAAGCAGGCAGGGAGUUCCAGAGUUUACCAGAGAAAGGGAUGACUCAUUAUGAAUACUGGUUAACUCUUGCAUUAUCGACGUGGACAGAAGAGAGGUAAGGGAAAGUAGAAAGUCUUGUGCAGCGAGACCGUGGGAGGAGGAGAGGCAUGCAGUUAGCAAGGUCAGAAGAACAUUUAGCGUAAAACAGCUGUAGAAGAUAGCAAGAGAUGCAACAUUGAGGUGAUGAGACAUAGGCUAAGAACAGUCAGUUAGAGGAGAGGGGUUGAUAAGACAAAAUGCUUUUUAUUCAUCCUAUCUAAAAGAACGGUAUGAGGAGAAUCUCCCUUAUAUGAAGCUUACUCCAUACAUGGACGGAUAAGGGCCAUGUACAGAGUUAGCAGCUAGGGGACGGGAUGAGAAAAACUGGUGGAGACGACUCAGAACACCUAACUUCAUAGAAGCUGUUUUAGCCAGGGAUAAGAUGUGAGGUUUCUAGUUUAGACUAUAAGUAAAGGACAGACCAAAGAUUUUCGGUGUAGAAUAGGGGACAGUUGAGUGUCAAUGAAAAAGAGGGGAUAGUUAUCUGAAUGGUUGUGUUAAGUUGAUAGAUGGACGAAUUGAGCUUUUGAGGCAUUGAACAAUACUAAGUUUGCUCUGCUCCAGUCAGAAAUUUUAAAGAGAUCAGAAGGCGUUCUGUGGCUUUCCUGCAGGAGCUUUUUGCUUCCUGAAGGGCUGGACGUCUACGAAAAGAUGUGGAAAAGUGCAGGGUGGUAUCAUCAGCGCAGGAGUGGCUAUGACAAGAAGUUUGGCUUAGAAGAUCAUUGAUGAGUAAUAGGAAGAGAAUAGAUUAGAGGCCAGAAUCCUGAGGAACACCACUUAAUACCCUUGGGAGAUGAACAGUGACCGUCUACCACAGCAGCAAUAGAACGGUCGGAAAAGAAACUUGAGAUGAUGUUACAGAGAGGAUAGAAGCCGUAGGAAGGUAGUUUUGAAAUCAAAGUUUUGAGCCAGGCUCUAUCAAAAACUUUUGAUAUGUCUAAGGCAAUGGCAAACGUUUCACCAAAAUCCCUAAAAGAGGAUCACCAAGACUCAGUAAGGAAAGCCAGAAGAUCACUAGUAGAGCUGCCAUCCUUGAACCCAUACUGGCGAUCAGAUAGAAGUAUGUAAAGUGAUUGAUGCUUAAGAAUCUUCUUCUUUAGGAUAGACUCAAAACUUUAGAGAGGCAGGAAAUCAAAGUAAUAGGGAGGAAGUUUAAGGGACAAGAGCAGUCAUCUUUUUUUAGGAACAGGCUGAAGGUAUGCAAGCUUCCAGCAGGAAGCAGAGGUAGAUGUUGCCUGACAGAGUUGGAUGAGCUAGGAGGCAUCAUCCUACCCCUGAUAAAGUAACGGAACCUGACGUAAGCACUGAAAACAAAGGGAAAACUGGCCACUUUGGGGAUAAAUUUCAUAAAAAAAACAUUACGAGUUGCAGCAGGGAAGGUCUCUCACCCAAGCACACUCAUGUGUUUCUAAUGCAUUGACUAUAGAUCUAAAAUAGUUAAUAUUUUUAGUUACUUUAUUGCAGUAAAAUAGGUAACCUGAUUUGUUAUCAUUAUAAUACGUGUUUCACCAAAGGCAUGCACAGUAACACAUCAAAACAAAUAAAAAUGUUAUACAAUAUGUGGCUCAAUAAUACAAUACAUAUUUCUUAACAACACUAAAGAAUCUGACCUAAAGUCCUUGUUGCUCUGUAAUUCCAUAAUAUCCAUAAUAGUAAAUUAUUCAGUGCACUUCAAGAACACAUCAGCAGCAGCACCGAUGGGAGGACAGAAACUGAAAUCUGACACUGAACGUUUGUGCGUCAUGGCGAAGAGAUUUGAAGGAAGAUUCAGACAUGUUACUACUUCUGCAUGGCAUGACCGUGUAAAAAGCAAGUUUGUCAACACGUUAACAACAGACAUGACUCUCGCUGGCAGCACACGUCACCAGCUUCCCCAGAAGUGACACAUGAUAACAUGUCCAUGCCAGGAAACACUGAUUGCAAACAAAGUUUCCAAAUUGUUUGGAAACAUUUUGGAAACACUUCUGAAACAUUUUGAAAACUGCAUUUUGAAAACACUUUGGAAAAAUUUUGGAAACAUUUCGGAAACAUUCUGGAAACAGCUUGAAAACCAU
Scylla paramamosain (green mud crab) is the source of this 3430-nucleotide messenger RNA. RefSeq lists its product as uncharacterized. The record is from RefSeq and is a predicted model, not a curated record. NCBI's taxonomy places the organism in Eukaryota, Metazoa, Arthropoda, Malacostraca, Decapoda, Portunidae. Gene Ontology annotation, molecular function: hormone activity. Bases 260 to 565 code for a protein of 101 amino acids. The transcript has 3 exons.